This is a messenger RNA of Drosophila arizonae, 1167 nucleotides long. RefSeq lists its product as uncharacterized. NCBI's taxonomy places the organism in Eukaryota, Metazoa, Arthropoda, Insecta, Diptera, Drosophilidae. The record is from RefSeq and is a predicted model, not a curated record.
UAAACAAAGCAGUGGCGCUAGCGGCAUAUUUAUAAAUAAUGCAAAUUUUGCAACGUUUGUUUUGGUCAUCACUAAAAACAAUACAAACAUACUGCCGUAACUACGCCAAAAAACCAAAGGGAGGCAUGGCACACAACCGACGCAUGGUGCACAAGGAAUUGCUGCGUUAUGUAAACCCAUAUGCAUGCAUUAAUAUCAAAUCGGAUAUCGCCAUCCAUGUGGAGCCCGCCGAUGUCCAUGUGUACACCAGUGGAGAUGUAAUUAUAGCCCAGCUAACUGGUGGUCCUGUGUCCAACUCAAAUGUCGAUCUGAAUAUGGAUGUUGAAGAGGACGACAAGGUUGUCAAUGUCUUGGUUAAAAAGCUAAACGAACAGAAGUCGCAUUUUAAAUGCCUUCUAAAGAUUCCCGUGCGUGCCGAUGUCAACCUGGAAGCAAAAGAAAAAGUAACCAUACAGGGCAUACAAGGCGAGGUACUUAAGAUCAAGGCAGGUGGAGAUAUAUUCACCAGGAAUGUACGAGCCACAGAAAUAUCGCUGAACAGCGAAAAUGGCAACAUCAUCUGUGAGGGAACACUGCUGGGCAAGAGCACCGAAAUCGAAACACAGAACGGAAACAUCAAUCUGGACAAGCUGCAGGGUGACAGCCUAAAGUGCUCCACACAGGCGGGUGACAUUAAUACAGACUGCUGCUACGUAGAGAAAUCAAAGUUUGAGACGACAACGGGCAGCAUGGAGCUUAAGAAUGUGCACAAAACUAGCGAAGUAUAUGUUCACCAAGCGGGUGAUCUAAAGAUGACUGGCGUCCAUGGAAACCUGAACGUGUUCUCUAAAGGCGGCAGCAUGAAUCUCCAGCUCUCUGAGCUGAAUGGCAAAAGUGAGAUUGUGGCACAGAAUCUUAUUGACGAGGCCAUAAUCAAUAUAUCCGAGGCAAUAGAGAACAUAAAUAUAGAAGUUAAAGCCAGUCAGGUUAACCUAAACAACGAGCUGGACCAUGUCUCCCAUGCAUUGAGCGAAGACAAAAGCAAAUUUUUACUAAACAAUGAGAAUGAGCAUCAUCUGGUCAUUAGCACCACAGGAGAGAAUGGAGUGCGUCUUGGCAAGCAAUCGUGGACCGAUAUGCUGAGGCAAAAAAUGAAAUCGAAUGAAUAAAUUUAAGAUAUUACAAAUA